Messenger RNA from Rhizophagus irregularis DAOM 181602=DAOM 197198, 402 nucleotides. NCBI's taxonomy places the organism in Eukaryota, Fungi, Glomeromycota, Glomeromycetes, Glomerales, Glomeraceae. The record is from RefSeq and is a predicted model, not a curated record.
AUGAGACAGAUUAAUGAGAAUUAUGAGCUUAAAGCCGAGAUAGCAAAAUUAAGGCAUUAUAUCGAUGAGCUUAAAAAAGAAUUAGAAUCUAAGAAAAACCGCAAAUUCCAGACUAGAUGCAUCCAGAUAGCUAAAAUUCUUAACGAGGAACCUAUUAUCGAAUAUCGCCCCUCUUUCAUGCAAGGAUUAGAGCUUGAUGCCUUCUUUCAAAAAUAUCGAAUCGCAUUGGAGGUGCAAGGGGCUCAUAGCACCAGAUGGUAUAAAGAUAUCAAAAAACUCGAGGACAUCGUUAAUCAUGAUCGGAAAAAAAGAUGCAUUUGUCUAGAUAAUGGAAUUUUCCUUAUUGAGGUAUGGUAUGAUCAAACCGGAAAUCGUUAUUCCAGAAAGGAUACAAAAAAUUAA